Molecule: messenger RNA, 2611 nt
Organism: Argiope bruennichi
Lineage: Eukaryota; Metazoa; Arthropoda; Arachnida; Araneae; Araneidae
Product: ATP-dependent DNA helicase DDX11-like
Exons: 2
Coding region: 95-2611 (838 amino acids)
Biological process (GO): establishment of sister chromatid cohesion; nucleobase-containing compound metabolic process
Cellular component (GO): nucleus
Molecular function (GO): DNA helicase activity; hydrolase activity, acting on acid anhydrides, in phosphorus-containing anhydrides; ATP binding
Source: RefSeq, a predicted model, not a curated record
AGUAUUAAGAAACAAGAACUUUUGACCAGCAAAAAUUUUGUGAGAUAAGACUUUUUGUAUUGAAAUGUGUAAUUGAUUUUUGAAAAGAUUUUAAAUGGCAGAAAAUGUGACAUUUCCUUUUCCUUUUAAACCUUAUGAUGUGCAAGAAGCAUUUAUGAAAAACUUGUACAAUGUCUUAGAUAAAAGUCAAAUAGGAAUAUUUGAAAGUCCUACAGGAACUGGUAAAUCUUUAAGUAUUAUUUGUGGAGCACUGAAAUGGUUAAAAGAUUAUCAGACAAAACAAAGAAAGGAUUUAGAGCAAUUAAUUUCAGAAAAAACUGAAAACACUGAAGAUGAUUGGUUUAAUUCAUUCUUAGAGAAGCAUGAGAAAAAUAAAAAAAUACUAGAUGCUAAAGAAGAAUAUAAAUUUUUGACUGAAUAUGAAGAAAAAAUAAAAAGAUUGAAAAAUUCUAAAGAUAUUAAAAAAUAUGAAAUGAAACAAAUUUUGCCACAUGCUAAGCGGAGGAAAGAAAUGGAUGAAAAGGAAGAAAAUAAACAAAUGGAAGAAGAUUUUGUUGCUGAGGAAUAUGAUAGUGAUGAUGAUGAUAAAGAAGCAACAAAGGAGGAAAAAAGGCAUGUAUUGAAAAUAUACUAUGCAAGUAGGACACAUUCACAACUUGCCCAAUUUUUAGGGGAAAUCCAACGGAGUCCUUACAGUGAUAAAGUUACUGUGACCACAUUAGGUUCAAGAGCAAAUUUUUGUAUAAAUAAAUCUGUUUUAAAAUUGAAAAAUUUGAGUUUAAUCAAUGAGCAAUGUGUAGAUAUGCAGAAAACGAAAAAUAGUAACAAAAAAUGUCCAUUUUUUAAAAAUCUAUCAGAUUUACAGGAUAAUGUCUUAGCAGCUGUGCGAGAUAUUGAAGACAUUGUUCAGCUUGGUCAAGAACUGAAAUCUUGUCCUUAUUAUGCUACUCGACAUGCGAUUCCUGAUGCCGAGAUUGUUUUAUUGCCAUAUAAUGUGCUUUUACAUAAGCCAACUAGGGAUGCAUAUGGAAUUAUUCUUAAAGAUAAUAUUUUAAUCAUAGAUGAAGCUCAUAAUUUAGUAGAGGCUGUAAAUAGCAUGUAUAGUGCUGAAAUAUCAGGUUUGCUUUUAAAACAAACUUUGUGGCAAAUGCAGUCUUACUUAUCAGCAUAUCAGACCAGAUUUUCCCAAGAAACCAAAAGAUUGAUUAAACUCAUUUUACAACUUUGCGAUGCUUUUGUAAAAUUUUUAAGUGAUCCUUGUAAUAAAAUCUCAAGAAUAAUUCCUGUGAUGGAAUUUAUCACUUUAUCUGAUAUUGGAAAUAUAAAUAUAUUUGAACUGGUGAAAUAUAUUGAAAAUAGCCUUAUAUGCCAAAAAGUACAUGGGUUUACUGCUUCCAGGGUUGCUAAAGGAUUAACCCCUCUAGAUGACCGAAAGAAAUGUGAUAAAACUCCAAAAAUAUCUGGUACAUCUUCCUUCCUAUCUCAAAUUAAGAAAAUGCAAAACAACAACAUUAAGAUUCAGACUGAUGAAGUUAAAGAGAAUAAAGAAGCCACUUACCAGUAUAAACCAUCUGCAAUUUUUUCUUUUGUUGAAUUUCUGAAGACACUGACUUUUCCAACUAAUGAUGGUCGUGUAUUGAUACAUAAAGAAUCUUCAAUGGAAAACUCAUCUUUGAAGUUCCUGCAUUUAAAUCCAGCCUCUCAUUUUCAAGAUAUAGUUAAGGAAGCUAGAUCCAUCAUUGUUGCUGGGGGAACUAUGCAGCCUUUUUCUGAAUUUACAGAACAACUGUUUAUACCCGCUGGAGUAUCACCUGAAAGAAUUUCAUUAUUUUCUUGUGGUCAUGUUAUACCUCCUGAGAAUCUUUUAGCCAUUGGCCUUGCUUCUGGACCUUGUGGAAAUCUAUUGGACUUCACAUUCAAGAGUAGACAACUCCCAGAAACAGUUAAAGAACUUGGAAGCAUUCUUUUUAAUGUAACAAAUAUUAUUCGGGGUGGAAUAGUUUGUUUUUUCCCUUCCUAUGACUAUGAACAAUUCAUUCAUUCUGAAUUGACAAAAUCAAAAAUGCUUCAGUCAAUUGAGAAGAAGUUUCGGAUAUUUCGCGAACCCAAAUCAAGCAGUGAAGUUGAUAAAGUGUUAAGUGAAUAUGCCAAAUGCAUAGUAACUGCUUGCUCAACAACUAAAUCACAGAAAACAAUGUCAGGAGCUAUUUUAUUUAGUGUAGUAGGAGGAAAAAUGAGUGAAGGGAUAAAUUUUUCUGAUGAUCUUGGACGAUGUGUGAUUAUGGUUGGUUUACCAUAUCCCAAUAAAUUUUCUGUUGAACUGAAGGAGAAAAUGACAUAUUUAAAUCAAAAUAUGUCAUUAAGAAAGGGCAAAAAUGCAGGAGAUGUCUAUUACAAUAACUUAUGCAUGAAAGCAGUGAAUCAAUCUAUUGGCCGUGCCAUUCGCCAUAAAAAUGAUUAUGCUUCCAUUAUUUUACUUGAUCAUCGGUACAGUAAUUCAUCAGUAAAGGAACUUUUGCCUAGUUGGAUUGUAAAGAGUUUGACAUUCCACCAAAAAUUUGGUCCUGCUUACGUAUGUCUAAAAAAAUUCUUUACAGCCAAAAAGGAAUGA